AUGGCUAUUCUAAGAUGGCGUAAAACCUCUCCUAGGAAGAGAUCCUACAAUGACUUCAGCACCCCUUGCCUAGUAAACAACAAGUCAUUACCUAUAAAUCGCCGAUACCAUAAAAGAUUUGGGAGCCGGGUCAUUAGAAAUGUUUGGGUUAAAGCCCACCUCAAGCAGGGCGCUCGACAACGCACGCGUGCCAGGUCACGCAGCCCCAUACUAAGUAUUGAUGGCAUAGGUUCUGAGUCUACCAAAGGAGCUCAAAGAGGAGAAGUCGCUGUACGUCUUGCAAAAAUGGAAAGUGCUGUUCGAACUUUGCUUGAGUGCAUAGGUGAGGAUACUGAGCGCGAAGGUUUGAAGGACACACCUUCAAGAUAUGCCAAGGCCCUAUUAUUUUUGACCAAGGGUUAUCAGUCAAAUGUGAAGGAGGUUGUCAAUGGUGCACUCUUCCAUGGAGGCCAUGACCAGAUGAUCGUUGUCAAAAACAUUGAUAUCUCCAGUCUUUGCGAACACCACCUAGUUCCCUUUAUUGGAAAGAUGCAUAUUGGAUAUAUCCCCUCCAAAAUGGUCAUCGGUUUAUCCAAAAUCGCACGAAUCGCUGAAAUUUACUCUCGUCGCCUACAGAUUCAGGAGCGCCUUACCGAAGAAGUUGCUCAAGCCAUUAUGGAUAUUUUGAAACCUCAGGGUGUCGCUGUGGUUAUGGAAUCCAGCCAUAUGUGUAUGGUCAUUCGAGGCGUCGAGAAGACCAGCAGCACAACCUUAACUCGCUGCAUGAAGGGUUGCUUUCAGCAUGAGGCUAGGUUAAGCGAAGAAGCUGUCGCCAUCAUUAUGCCCAUCACCGAGCAAAUUAGUGUAGAACUCUUGCAGGAUGGUAGAUUCGUGUCCAAAUCUACACCUGUUCGGUUUGGGAAUCUACGAGCAACAUACGGAGGUAAUACGAUCGGGGUUGCUUUUAACGCUGCAAGUCAGACUGUUCCUCCUGGCUUCUCAGCAUAUUCUAUCCUCGGCCACUUCCUCGGUCCAGCACUAAAAGAGCACAAGCUGUACUGCAAAGUCCAUGAUACAAGGACAACAAGGACGUUUGCCACUCGCCGUGUAGACGUGAGCCAGGAGCAGACCGACGGCACUUUUCGAACUUGCUUGGAACUCAUUGCCGACUUUCACGCUUCUGAGCCAUCCUUGCUAGAGUUCUCUGCCCGGCCUAUUAUGGCAUGGCCCAAGCCACGGGAUUGCCCAGACCGUCAUGAGUAUGCGCAAGGAAUGCUGGAUAGAGGGGAGGUCAAUGAGGCGCAGAUGGAAGAAUUUCGAAAGUCCUUCGAUGAAGACAGAGACUACUUUGAGACGAGACUUUGCACUGGUGGCAUGGCAGCUCAAAACCUCACCGGUAUCGCUGGAGUGCUACCAACCACCCAGGACACCAUCCCUGUUACCUCGAGGGUCUCAGCUGAGUGGUUACGAGCACGCGGAACAUUCACUUCGCAGGCCGAAAAUAUAGCAGCCUUGGCAUUCAUCAUGGACGGGACUCUGGCUUUCCUAGCACUGACACAUAAUCAUCUUUGGGUAGAUGCUGCGGGUCCAUGCGGAUCUCUUGACUUUGCGCUGAGAAUCUUCGCGCCGCAGGUGAAGAUGGGCGACUGGAACCUGAGAGAGCGAGUUGUUCAUCACAGUGGGAGUGGACGAACAUAUGCAGAGGGACGAUUGUUUGACGAGCAGGGCAAAUUGCUAGCAUCCAUGACGCAACAGUGUUUUAUGAGGGUACCUCGGAAUGAAAAGUCGGGUUCGAAGAUCUAG
Messenger RNA from Clonostachys rhizophaga, 1782 nucleotides. The record is from the annotation of a GenBank genome assembly. NCBI's taxonomy places the organism in Eukaryota, Fungi, Ascomycota, Sordariomycetes, Hypocreales, Bionectriaceae.